Molecule: messenger RNA, 626 nt
Organism: Pocillopora damicornis (cauliflower coral)
Lineage: Eukaryota; Metazoa; Cnidaria; Anthozoa; Scleractinia; Pocilloporidae
Product: follistatin-related protein 5
Molecular function (GO): protein binding
Source: RefSeq, a predicted model, not a curated record
GAGCGGCCAGUCUUAAAAUUCACCACCACAUUUACAGAUUCUCGUAUCAAAUCGAGCCAACACCUGUUGAAAAUGCUUUCAGCAAAGGUUUUCCUUCUUGGAUUUACUUUUGUUGCAACUGUUUGUUUUAGUGUAAAAGAAGCAUCAGUCUUGUCAAAUACAUCCGAACACCUAGUUUACGUAUUUGGAUCCGAGGGCGUUGAAAUCAUUGAUCCGAGGAGCAAAAAAGUUUUGCAUAAUAUCACUGAUGAUAUCUGCACUAAGUCAAACAAUCGCUUUUCCAGGAAAAAGUGUUCUUUUGGAGGAGUUAUUUCUGUUAAGGAUGAACUGAUUUUCUUCAGCGACAGUCCUGGGAAUCGAGUUCAUGUUAUUGAUGUGGAAAAACAAGAGGUUAAAGAAACAAUUCCAACCGGGGGAUAUCCUUAUGACUUGUACUACCUUCCCUGGCUAGAGGAGGUCUGGGUUCACACGUGGACGAAGUCUACGUUUGACGUCAUCAGUAUCGCGGGAAGUCUGAAGAAGACACAUACCGCCAUUAAGGCGCAUGUGCAACCGGGCUGGACACAUGGUUACAUGUACGCCGAUCAGCAAAUAGCGGAUGGAAACUUAGGCUACGUAACACAUAU